Messenger RNA from Mucor velutinosus, 1503 nucleotides. RefSeq lists its product as uncharacterized. Lineage: Eukaryota; Fungi; Mucoromycota; Mucoromycetes; Mucorales; Mucoraceae. The transcript is spliced from 4 exons. The record is from RefSeq and is a predicted model, not a curated record. The coding region runs from base 1 to 1503 and encodes 500 amino acids.
AUGACACAACAAACGUUGGGCAUCAUCUCUUUGAACGUCAAGGACGAUAUUUUAAACAAAAUAUCAACCACCUUGAAAGUCAAGAUUGUGUAUGAACAGCAAUUUGACCUGACUGCAGCAACAUCGCUGGAGGUAUUGGACAAGACCAUUAGCAAAACCCUGCCUGUCUAUGGUUUUAUUUUAGAAGGCUCAAAUGCAAUCAGAGAUUGGUCUCAGAUCACAAGCAGCACUGCAUCUCUUUCAAAAAGACGUGGCACAUUUGUACAUGCAAGCACAGUGGAAAAUGCUCAGCACCAAGUAGGCUGGUUCAAAAACCUGGUUUUGAAUGAUUUGUCGGUAGAAAAGAACACUUCCACUACCAGUAGUACGAGCAGCUCCAGUAUUCCAAUCAAAGUAAAGAAACAACAAAAGCCCAAAUCAGUAAACGUUUCAGACAAUUCCUCUCAACGAAAACCAGUGCGUAGCGGUACGACAGCUCAACAGCAAUCACCUCCAUCUCGUCCUCUAGCCACUGCUGCUAGAAAGCCUGCCGUAUCUACUAGUAACCGUAGCAAGAUUCCAAAUGCUAAUGUAAAAGCAAAACCUGUAACUACUCGUCCUACAUCAGCAAUAGCAACAGCAGCUAAAGUAAAGACACCUGCCACCAGUUCUGUCACACCAACGAAAAGAGUAAAUGACGGCAUGAAACCAGCAAGUGGAAGAAGAGGUAGCCUGGUAGCAUCUACACUAGCAGCAUCAUCCUCAAAAAGGUUAUUGAGUACCACAUCCAAAGGAGGUGUUAUCAAAAAUACGCCGCCUGUUUCUGUAUUGACUGGACGCACAAGAAAGCCAAGUCGACUCACAGAAAAGAGGCCUGUAUUAGUUGCUGCUUCUGCUGCCCCAGAAAAGAUUGAUAGCGUCAAAGAAGAGGAGCAAACAGAGGAGAUCAAGCCAGAGAUCCAACAAGAGGCCUUGUCAUCACCAUCUACACCUACGCCAACAACAACAACAACAAGACCAUUUGAGGAGGCUGUUGAACAUGCUGAAGCUCAGGAAGCUCCAUCUGAUACUGCCAUGAUCCAAGAACAACAUAUUGUCUCUUACCCAUCUACUUGUUCUAGUGCAGCUACGGAUGAACAUGAUGCAGAAGUCGCUGCAACUACCAGCAAAAAGGAUAUGAUGAUUGCAUCAUCCACACAAACAAGUGCCAUCAACACUAGCUCAGUACCUUUGCUUUGCAAUAGUGGUCGAUCCUCAUUUUCUCCUACUUCCAUUGCCUCCUUACCUAGACCUGAAACGCCCGAAGUAGAUCAACUGAGGCUUCGUUUUGAAACCAUCAUUCAAACCUCUACACCUGUUGGUAAUACACAAGAUGUUGUUGCCAGACGACCUUCAUCCAAACUAUCUCAAUACGAGCUUGCCUCCCGCAUCAAGGAGAUGAAGCCUAGAGGACCCGUUGGUAGUAGAGUCAAGAGCAUGGUGGAGCUCUUUAUGGAUGAAAACUUGAACAAAUGGGAGUUCUAA